Molecule: messenger RNA, 1137 nt
Organism: Neoarthrinium moseri
Lineage: Eukaryota; Fungi; Ascomycota; Sordariomycetes; Amphisphaeriales; Apiosporaceae
Exons: 3
Coding region: 1-1137 (378 amino acids)
Biological process (GO): adenylate cyclase-activating G protein-coupled receptor signaling pathway
Cellular component (GO): plasma membrane
Molecular function (GO): G protein-coupled receptor activity
Source: RefSeq, a predicted model, not a curated record
AUGGCAGCCAACAGUAAAGGCGUCCCCUUGGCCUACUUUGAGCCACCCGACAGCCUCUUAGAGAUGGACAAUGAAGAUUUUUAUGGCCUUCUAGCCAUUGGGGUCCUAGCCAGUGUGUCAGUUAUCUUCACAUUUACGUGUCUCAGCUUCCUCACAUGGCGCAUGAUCAACUGGCGUUCUCACUAUACCAGUGCUGUCACACGCAACCAGUCGGUAGUUCUUAUAUAUCAGCUCAUUCUUGCCGACUUCUUUCAAUCCUUAGGGUUUAUAAUUUCCUUCCACUGGGCUUCGAGCCGUCGUAUUAUCGGACCUAACGGGGCCUGCUUCGCCCAGGGAAUGCUCAUCCAAUUUGGCGAUGUUUCUAGUGCAUGCUUUGUGCUAGCAAUUGCCGCGCAUACCACCUACCAAGUCGUGUUAUCUCGAAUAGUAUCAUACCAGAACUUCAUUUGUUCUAUUAUAGGUAUCUGGGCCUUCGCGGUGGUUCUAGCUUGUCUCGCCCCCCUCACCGCUGGACGCUACGUAUUUUUACGUGCUGGAAUGUGGUGCUGGAUCUCUUCAGAAAACGAGAGACUCCGUCUUCUGCUUCACUACCUUUGGAUUUUCAUUGUCCAGUUCGGUUCUAUCGUUAUAUACAUUACAGGAUUCUGCUACCUUUUCCGUUCGAAACGACCCCAAGCAAUCGGCAUUAACAAAGGAAGCGAUAAAGCUAUCAGAAAAGCCGCGAUCUCAAUGCUUGCGUACGCCCUAGCUUAUACUAUUCUUACUCUCCCUCUAGCAGCCGGGCGAAUGGCUGCUAUGACGUCUGACACACUCCCGAAAAACUACUACCUUAUCGCCGGUGGAUUGUUUACAUCCUGCGGAUGGGUCGACACAGUUUUAUAUACGAUAACGCGUCGGUCGCUCUUAUUCAAAGAGCUCGAUGCCUACAAUGGUGACGCUUCAAGAUAUGGACGUUCAGAUCGACAGGCCCGAAGGCAAGGUAGCGCGGAGAGUAUCCUUGUAGGGGACGGAUUUAGUCGUGGCGGAAUCAUGAUGGACCGGACAGUUCACGUCGAACUUGAUGACGUCUCGAGCAAAACAAGCAUUGAGUACGAAAGAAAAGGAUAUACUGUCUCCGCCAAGGCGUACGCCAAGUAG